Dalotia coriaria is the source of this 2720-nucleotide messenger RNA. RefSeq names its product ADAM 17-like protease Tace (gene Tace). The coding region runs from base 218 to 2467 and encodes 749 amino acids. Gene Ontology annotation, cellular component: plasma membrane. Lineage: Eukaryota; Metazoa; Arthropoda; Insecta; Coleoptera; Staphylinidae. The transcript has 8 exons. Gene Ontology annotation, biological process: membrane protein ectodomain proteolysis; Notch signaling pathway. Gene Ontology annotation, molecular function: metalloendopeptidase activity. The record is from RefSeq and is a predicted model, not a curated record.
UUACCAGCUGACAAGGUUGUAAUUGUGCUAGAGUAGUGGGUGUUCUCGGUGCUCAGGUGUUUUUCGUUAAUUGACGAUAAAUAAAUAGCAUACCUUGUACUAUGUAUCAGUUAGAACUAUUUAUCUUAACGUACAAACAAUGUAAAAAUGAGUCAUAACCGCGUUUUGUAACAGUGGUGCUAAAAAUUGUGGACACUGAAGAAUCCAUGACUGGAAAAUGUUUGUUCUGAGCUUAAUUCACAUUGUCUGCUUAUUCUUUUGUUUCAACAACAUCAAUGCUUCGAUUCAUGAUAACAUCAAAUAUUUUGAGACAAUUCAUGCUGAUCAAGUGAAACACACAAUAGUAAAAAGGGGUUUGAAGGAGAGUAAUCAUCCAUACAACAAAAUCAAAGAAAUUAACUUUUCUGCACUUGGUCAGGACUUCAGGGUGAUACUUACACCAAAAAGAGGUGUUCUGCAUCCAAAAUUCAAAGCUUACAGUGUGGAUGGAGAUGGGAAGGAAACAACUAUUCAUUUAGAUCAUGAUCAAUUUUUUGAUGGAAGAGUUUUUGGUGAAAAGGAUUCACAUGCAAGUUUCCACAUUAAUGAUGGUGUCAUGACAGGAACAAUUCAUUUGUCUGAUGAGACAUAUCACUUUGAGCCAUCUUGGCGUCAUAUUUCGCAUCUAGACAAUCGCUCAAUGAUCGCAUACAAAGCCUCAGAUGUGCAAUUUAGUUGGGAUAAAGACCACAGACAUGGACAUGCACAUCCACACGGCGCCCCCGGUCCGAAAACUUGUGGAUAUGUUAAAGAAGGAGAAGAAUUAGAGGAAGAUGAUGAUGAAGAUGAUGAACCGCAGCCAAGUCCGUGGACGGAAGCAUUACAUCAGUCGAAACAGGAACGAAAAAAGCGACAAAUUGAUCAAUAUGAAUACACACCAACCAAAACAAGAUGUCCACUACUACUGGUAGCAGAUUAUAGAUUCUUCCAAGAGAUGGGAGGCAGUAAUACCAAGACAACUAUUAAUUACUUGAUUAGUUUAAUUGAUCGUGUGCACAAAAUCUACAACGAUACAACAUGGCAAGACCGGCAGGAAACAGACGGUUUCAAAGGGAUGGGUUUUGUUAUCAAAAAGAUUGUGGUUCACAGUGAACCGACGCAUGUUCGACCUGGAGAUGCUCAUUAUAACAUGGUUCGUGACAAGUGGGACGUCAGAAAUCUGUUAGAGUUGUUCUCACGCGAGAGGGCGAACAAGGGCUGUUGCUUAGCGCACUUGUUCACGCACCAGACGUUCCGCGCACGAGACUCGGUCGUUUUGGGCCUAGCAUACAUUGCAUCCCCGAGGUUAAACUCGCACGGCGGCAUUUGUAGUCACGAAUACUUCAAAAAUGGUUACACUCUCUACUUAAACUCUGGUCUGAGCUCAUCACGAAAUCAUUACGGACAAAGAGUCAUAACACGUGAAGCUGAUUUAGUCACAGCGCACGAGUUCGGUCAUAAUUGGGGCUCGGAACAUGACCCGGACGUUCCGGAAUGUUCUCCAAGUGCUAGUCAAGGCGGGUCAUACUUGAUGUAUACCUACAGUGUGAGCGGAUAUGACGUAAACAAUAAAAAGUUUUCGCCGUGCAGUCUUAGAUCGAUUAAGAAAGUCCUGCAGGCAAAGUCGGGACGGUGUUUCUCUGAACCCGAAGAGAGUUUCUGCGGUAAUUUGCGAGUUGAAGGUGAUGAAGAAUGCGAUGCUGGUUUGCUGGGCACGGAGGAUAAUGACGCAUGUUGUGAUAAAGAGUGUAAAUUGCGGCGUAACCAAGGAGCGGUUUGCAGUGAUAAGAAUUCACCAUGUUGUCAGAAUUGCCAGUUUAUGAUGAAGGGGAUUAAAUGUCGCGAAGCGCAGUAUGCAACCUGUGAACAGGAGUCAAGAUGUACAGGUUCCACAGCGGAUUGUCCGAAAAGUCCAGCAAUGGCGGAUCAAACCGAUUGCCAAGAACGAGGCAAGUGUAGGAAUGGUAAAUGUACACCUUACUGCGAGACGCAGGGGCUGCAAAGUUGUAUGUGUGAUAUAAUUGAAAACGCCUGCAAACGUUGCUGUCGAACAAACAUGAAUGAAACAUGCUUCCCUGUUGAACCCGCUGACAUUCUCCCCGAUGGCACUCCUUGUAUCCAAGGAUUCUGUAACAAAGGCAACUGUGAGAAGACAAUUCAGGACGUUGUGGAGCGAUUUUGGGACAUCAUUGAAGACAUCAACAUCAACAAAGUGUUGCUAUUUUUGCGCGAUAAUAUCGUCGGCACAAUAGUGCUGGUAACAGCGCUAAUAUGGAUUCCAGCUAGUUGUAUUGUAAAUUAUGUUGAUCACAAGCGCCGAAAGGAAGAUAUGAAGAGGAGAGAAUGGAAGCGGCGCAGCGAGUUGAUUCAUCCAAUGGACAGCAAGCGUGUUUUGAAUAUUACAGUACCUGCGCAGAGGCAGCCAAUGCAGAUGAGAUCAAAUGAAUGAAUACGUAACUUAAUAAGUAAUGAAGUUAAAUAUUUAUUACCUCAAGUUUCAUUUUCUACUAGAUUAAGCAGUUUCUUUGUUGUACAUUACCAGUUAUGUGUGUAAAUUGUUUAGUUUAUCAGUAUUGAUGUCACCUAAUGUAGUUCAUACAUGUUACUGUGCAGUGAAGUCAUUUUUCUUACCAUUAUUAACCAAAAACUGUCGUAUGCAUUGAAAUUAACGUAAUUGUUACGAAAUAUACAUCAUCUAUACA